AUGAGCCAGACAUUUAUAAUCCAGCAAGCACGGGCCAGAGGCCAGGCAUUUCGAGAAAAUAAUGACGGAAGCUCAGCGUUUAUGAUGGCUCAAGCAAGAUCGAGAAUUUCCGUACAGUCGCGGUCAAGUCGAGGGAGUGUUGAUUCCACCGGACAAACGACUUCGAAUGCGCCGCAGAUUUGGUGGGAUGAAAGACGGAUCGUGGAGACCGUUACAAAUUCAUUCUUGCAACGGUCGAUAGGGGAUGAAUCAUUACGGGCUAAAUUACACAUGCCGAUGAUGGAGGGUUUGUCGGAUACAACUUUUGCAGAAUGGAUUCUCUGGAAGGCCAAACGAUUCUUUUUGAUCUUGCUCGAGCUUGGAGAGGUUGCGAAGGUGUUUGAUUUAGUGGAAAGUUCGUGGGAUGAUACGGACUUACCAUUGGAUUCUGAACAAAUCUCAAGAUUGCGGCUUAGAGAUCAAUCAGUAGAGAGGAAGUUCUUUAGAAGACAAUACGCAUUCCUUGUUCGCGAUCUUGAUCGGGGCGCCCAUAUCAACUACGAUGCAUACGAAACCAUCCCCAUCGAACCUUUAAAGACCGGGCUCACCGUCAGUAUCAACUCCCACGACAAAUUUGUUUUCCCUCGAACGCAACAGGUUGUUAUACGGAAAACAAUGUCCCUCAGCGAUCGAGUUAGAGAAGAAGAAUUUCAAGGAACGAUACAAUAUCUAAAAGAACUCACACACCACCAUAUCGUCGGACUUUACGCCUCGUAUACAGUACAAGAUGAGGGGUGCCUAUUAUUCGCACCUGCUACUGAACUUACACUAAAAUCGUUCUUUCAGAACCCUCCCGCGAUAUACAAAUCACUUUCAAAAGAAGGGAAAAGGCGGCAAAUGUUUGAUUGGAUGCACUGUUUAUCAGAUGCGGUCACGUUUCUCUAUGAGAGAGGAAUAGUCCACCGAGACAUCAGACCGAAAUCGAUUCUCAUCGACGGCACAAACAUUUUCCUUGCGGAUACCGGCGUGUCACAACGAUUAGAUGUUGGGAACAAAUCCGCAACUUCCACCGAAAAGCCAAACUACGAAUAUGCAGCGCCGGAAAUCUAUCGCCGUAGUCUGACACGACAGGAGACGGUCAGAAACGUCAUAUAUUCCGGCCGUGCAGUUUCUAGGAGGGGGUCACACGACUCAGCUAUAACAGCAGCCAUGCCGGAUAUGCAUGUUGUCGAUUGGGUACAAUCCACAGAGGACCAAAUCAAACGCAGUGACAUCUUCUCGCUGGCGUGCGUAUAUCUCGAAAUCAUCACAUUUCUCCAAGGGAAACGUUCGAUGAAAGACUUCGCUUCCCAUAGAGCAGCAAAAAACCGGCGUGGUGCGAGGGGUGCGAGGGGUGCACUCGCCGACCAAUCCUUCCAUGCGAAUCUAGAGCAGGUUAAUACCUGGAUCGCAAUGAUAACAAAAGAAGCCGACCGCAAAAACGAUGGUAAUGUCAAGCGCGCAGCUAGUUUAUGCUCGGAAAUGCUAUUCAAGGAACCUACUCAGCGCCCCGAACCUUGGGUUAUCAGAGAUAGGUUAUUUGUUAUGGCGGAGGAGGAAUGCAAUCCGAAUAUCCCACACUGUGGGAACGAAUGUUAUCGGACUGACAGGGUGUUCAGUUUUGGAGAUUGGGGGAGUACGAUGGAUGAGGUUCUCCAUACACCAGUUACGGAUUAUGGGGGUAGUCCUGGAAAGAGUAACGGUUUUUCAUGGUUCCAUGCGGAUGGAUAA
Molecule: messenger RNA, 1749 nt
Organism: Orbilia oligospora ATCC 24927
Lineage: Eukaryota; Fungi; Ascomycota; Orbiliomycetes; Orbiliales; Orbiliaceae
Exons: 1
Coding region: 1-1749 (582 amino acids)
Biological process (GO): mitotic DNA damage checkpoint signaling; protein phosphorylation
Cellular component (GO): nucleus
Molecular function (GO): protein serine/threonine kinase activity; ATP binding
Source: RefSeq, a predicted model, not a curated record